GCAGUUGCACAGAAGCAGCACAGGGAGAGCGCGUCAGUCGCACUGAGUCUCCGGCACCGAGAAGCUCCAGCUGCUCCCUCCGCCCGGCGCCCCGUCCCCCCGCUGCCCGGGUCCGACCCCCACACAGGGGAGAGACACCCCAACAUUCAGCCCAGCGCCCCCCUUAUCCCCCGGAGCCCGGGCUGGAGGCUUCAUGGUGGGGCUGCCGGACCUCACCUGACUGCAGGCGGACCCCCAAUGGUUAAAGAUUUCCCCCUCGGAGCCCUUUGAAGCGGCGGAUUUAAGGGGAAUUAUGGCUCAUCAGCAACUCGGGCGCCUAAUAACUUAAGUCUGUGCAGAGCGAAAAAUCCCACCAUCCCUUGGUGGUUAAUGGAGAGGAGGUCGAAUGACAGCCGGGACUGUGGUCAUCACCGGUGGAAUAUUAGCGACUGUAAUCCUUCUCUGUAUUAUAGCCGUUCUCUGCUACUGUAGACUCCAGUAUUACUGCUGCAAGAAGGAAGAUUCAGAAGAAGAUGAGGAAGAACCUGACUUUGCCGUCCAUUCCCGUUUCCCUCCCAUGCACAGCAACCGGAAUAUAGUCCUGGCCAACGGUCCUUCCAUCUACUCCUCCCCUUACAACAAGAAGCACCAACACUGCAGGAGCGUCUGCACCCACCAUGAACCUCCGGCUUUUCUCCUGCACCCCCCCGAGGAGAUCCGCAAUGGAGGGGAACGCAUUGCCUACAAGACCAUCAGCCAGGAGGAGAUUGAACUUCCGGUUAAUGUGAGCAACUUGCAGGUCCUCAAUCCCAACCGCUUAUCCGCCAUGAGAGAAGCCUUUUCCCGCAGUCGCAGUAUAAGCACUGACGUGUGAGGCCAUGGAACCGCCAACUGGGUUGACUUGAUCCCAGCUACUUUGGGCCGCCCAACGCCACUGAUGUACCAUAGGAGAAGCCUAUUCCCACAGUGCGAGGCCCAUAGACCUGCCAACUGGAUGGACAUGAUCCAAGCUCUUCUGUUCUUCAGCCUGACGGUACCAAUUAUCCACGCUACUUUGUUCUUUGGGCAGCCUGACUCUACCAAUUAUCUUCUUUUUGAAUCCAGUUCCUUAGGCUUGGUGGAAAAAAAAGAACCGAUGGAAAAUGAAAUUCUAAAAUGAGGUGGAUAAUUCUCGCAUUUGUGCAACGAAGCAAAAAGAACAAAUAAGAAAGAAAAACAACAAAAAGCACAGUACGAUCCCUAUAGCAAAAAGCCUCCCCAGCCAGUGCUUGUUACGCCCCCGCCCCGCUCCCUAUUUAGUUCUCCGAGGCUUUUCCAUGGAGUGAAAUAUGUUUUCAACUGAUGAAUGUAUUUAUACAACAUGUACAGAAAAUAUAUAAUCACAAAUAUUCGUCAAAAAAAGAGUGGGGGGGGUUAAAAAUAUUGAGGAACCUUUCAGCAAAAAUGGGGCAAUUGGAGUGUUUUUGUUUUAUUUUUUCAAAGCUAUACAAAUAUCAGAAGGCUGGGGUUUUCCCUAUUGUGCAAUUUUGUAUCUGUAACCACGGGGGGGGGGUUCUAUUCAUGGUUAGUAUUGUUUUUGAGGUUGAGUUCCGUCUUUUUUCCACCCCCCCCACCUUUGGAGAAGUUCUUCCAUUGAAUUUUUAAUACAAGAGGAGGGUGAAUGUAGAGAAGAAUCACCGGGAGAGUAAAAAAGGGGUGCGAUUGAUCGUUAUUCGAGAGGAACUAGAUUUUGUAUACAAUUAACGGUUUUUAGAAAGGGGGGAGGGGCCUAAAGCCAGUUUUUCGUAUGAACAUAAUAAAAGAUUGUGUGAAUAGCUGCUUAUACUGUUGGAAACCCCCCCCUGUUUUUUCAUAUGAUUGGUAUUUGCCAGUUUGUAGUAACCUGUACCCCCCCCCCCGCAUGGUGCUUCCGCUUUCCUAUUGGGUGUAGCAGAGAGCCGGGGGUAAUGCCCAGGGGCAUGUAUGGAUCAAUAACUCUGGGUCAGGUCGGUUACGGUACCUGUCGUUCUUCCAAUAUUCCGACUGCAAUUUUUUUUUUAUUUUCGAGCGCCGACGACUCUACUGCACAAUAAUAUCUAUCAAAAUGUCUGCCGAGUGGGCGUGUCUCUCUCAGGGAUCGUCAUCAGACGAGGGAAUUAAUAUACAUUAGAUCACAUGACACUACAAGCCAUUAACCAUUGCCAGUUUCUUGGUUAAAUAUGGUUUUGAAUUAACAACUGGAUAUUUAUUUU
Xenopus tropicalis (tropical clawed frog) is the source of this 2210-nucleotide messenger RNA. RefSeq names its product family with sequence similarity 163 member B (gene fam163b). The transcript is spliced from 4 exons. The coding region runs from base 386 to 853 and encodes 155 amino acids. The record is from RefSeq and is a predicted model, not a curated record. Gene Ontology annotation, cellular component: membrane. NCBI's taxonomy places the organism in Eukaryota, Metazoa, Chordata, Amphibia, Anura, Pipidae.